GACGCGCAUGAUUGCUGGGGGCAAUAAAACGCACAUACCAGUAGGGAGACACGGGGGCCAAUUAGGCUUGGCGAAGCUCCUUCAGGCGGCAACCAGGCACGUGCCAGGAUACCCCUUACAAAAAUGUACUGUACAGCGUGUACUCCGUACUGCGAAUCCGUUACGCAGGGCUGAUGGAUAUUGCUUGACACACUUGCGACAGCUCCUACCGCGCCUCUAUAUUCACUAACCACCAAUUCAAAUGUUUCGAAGCAUAUUCAAGGCCAUAAGGCGGCGGUGACUGGUUGCAAUGGCCAACCCCUUCGGAUUGGGAGGGCUACCCUCAGGGGAAACCCGGGCCUCGUUCUCGAGAUUCUGGCAUAGGUCCUACGCAUCGGAUUACCUUGGCUUCACAGUCAUCCUGACAGGCUAUUUCCUCGUCCAAUUCCUGGCCGAGCCGUUCCACCGCAUGUUCGCGAUUAAUGACUUGCGUAUAUCUUUUCCCCAUGCUGAGGUUGAAAGAGUACCGCUUGCGCUCGAUUUCGUCUACGCCGUCUUCAUCCCCCUCUUCCUCAUCAUAGCCUACAACUUGACGACGGGGGCGUCCCCCCAUAAACACCACGUCACCUACCUCGGCCUGGUCAUCGCCCUCGUCCUCACCGCCUUCCUGACCGACCUCGUCAAGAACCUCGUCGGCCGACCCCGCCCCGACCUCAUAGCCCGCUGCAAGCCCGCGGCAGGCACGCCUCACGACGUCCUCGUCACCAUCUCCGUCUGCACCGAGACGGCGCACCACACGCUGCACGACGGGUGGCGCUCCUUCCCGUCGGGCCACUCGUCCUUCGCCUUCGCCGGCCUGGGGCACAUGACGCUGUUCCUGGUCGGGCAGACGCGCAUCUUCGCCCACGCGCGCUCCGGCGCCGGCGCCGGGGCCGCCGAGAAGGUCGUCCGCGGCGACCUGGGCAGGGCCUUGCUGUGCCUGGCGCCGCUGCUGGUCGCCACGUGGAUCGCCAUCAGCCGGUGCCAGGACUACCGGCACGACGUGUACGACGUGUGCGUCGGCUCGCUGCUCGGCUGGACGGUCACGUACUGGAGCUACAGGCGGUACUGGCCGCGCGUCAGCAGCUCUCGAUGCGACGAGCCGCACCCCGGGCCGCCGAGCGGCGACGAUGAUGCUGGUCGGUACGGUCGCCUGAGGGAUGAGGAGGUGGGACUGGGUCAGAAUGUAGGGCUUGAAUUGCGUCCAUUAUCUCAACGUUGACGCGACAAGAUACUGAUCACUUGUGCUCUCUAGACGGACUAAUAAUUUUUCUCCAAAUCAUAUCGUCAAGUUGACUAUCAUAUACCAUAAUUAUACGGCCGCAGAGCAGUGGUAUCAUGGAUGUCUUCUCUUGGGAAAUGGCAUGCAGGCCUGAUUGCCAUAUUUGGCCAUUCAUUGUAUUAGUACACAUGACACUCAAAGGUCAUCGCCUUCGCCCCAUCUAUCUCUGCCUUCCCGAUCUAUUUAUCCUCUGCG
Molecule: messenger RNA, 1495 nt
Organism: Phialemonium atrogriseum
Lineage: Eukaryota; Fungi; Ascomycota; Sordariomycetes; Cephalothecales; Cephalothecaceae
Product: phosphatidic acid phosphatase type 2/haloperoxidase
Exons: 4
Coding region: 290-1240 (316 amino acids)
Biological process (GO): phospholipid metabolic process
Molecular function (GO): phosphatidate phosphatase activity
Source: RefSeq, a predicted model, not a curated record